GAAGAUUCUUAAAAGGAAAAUCAAAUGCGCAGGUAACUUCCACAUUUCUAUCACAGUAGUGCCAGUUCUAUCUCGCAAAUACUUUCACAGAAACUGAAAAAUCUCAAGAGAUUUCUCUUGGGUUUUCUUGUAUUGGAAAGCCAAACAAAAAGAUAACAUGGAUUUCAACAGCAUCAAUAUAACACACGAACGGAUGUACCCUCUUCCGUUCGCCAACUCUUCGCUCUUCCCCAUGCUCCUUCUCUCACUGGCAAGCCAGAAAAUCGCCCCCAAGAUAUCGACCACGUUCAAAAAGGAAUACGAUUACAUUGUAGUGGGUGGAGGAUCCGAGGGAUCUGUGGUCGCCGAACGUCUCUCUGAGUUGCCGUGCGUCAGUGUGUUGCUGCUAGAAGCUGGGAAGACCCCUCCCCUAGUGACCGAUAUACCAGGCGUGUCUCGAUUUUUCUACAAUAGCGAUAUAGACUGGCGAUACAAAACGACACCGCAGAAGCACACAGGCAAUGCCCUCAACAACAGGCAAAUAUUUUGGCCAGCCGGCAAAGUCCUGGGAGGCAUCAGCAUCUACAAUGACUUGAUCUACUCUCGGGGUGCCAUGGAGAUCUACGAUAAAUGGGCGGAACAAGGCUGUAAAGGAUGGAGUGGUAGAGAAGUCUUUCCUUAUUUUAUGAAGCUGGAAGACAACAGAGACCCGGAAUACUUGGCAAAUGGUUAUCAUUCCAUUGGUGGUCCAGUAACUAUAACCAAGCCAAGAUACGAGUCGAUAAUCAAAAAACCGAUUUUUGAGUCAGCCAAAAUGUUUGGUUACAAAGUUGUAGAUCCCAAUACGCCGAAACUCUCAGGUUUUUAUGAUUUUCAAGCAACUAUCAGGAAUUCCCAACGGUGCAGUCCCCCUAAAGCAUAUCUUGUCCCAGCAGAAUACCGCCCAAAUCUUGAUAUUGUGACAUCUGCUUACGUCAAAAAGAUCAAGAUCGAAGGAAAGCAAGCCACUGGAGUGGUAUUCGAUUAUGGUGGCUCUGAGCAUACUGUGAAAGCCACACGAGAGGUAAUCAUUUCAGCAGGAACCGCUAAGACUCCUCAAUUGCUCAUGCUUUCCGGUAUAGGACCCAAAGAACAUCUACAAGAACUCAAUAUACCAGUGGUAGCUGAUUUGCCUGUUGGGAACAAUUUACAAUCGUUUGCUAUUGCUCCACUAAAUUAUCAAAUAAAUAAUCCCAACCUUAAAACUGUCGAACAGAGACUUGCAGACGAUAGUAACAUUGAAAAGUAUAUUUAUCGUAGAAAAGGAAUUUUGGCAUCAUCCGAAAUUAUUUCUGUGUUAUCUUUCCUGAAAAAUUUGAAUGAAACAAACCCGUACGACUUCCCUAAAUAUGAGAUGUACUUUCUGGAAUUCCCUUUGAUUGUUCCCAGGAAUCAAACAAAUUUCAAACCAGGCGUUUUUGAAAAAGUAUUUGGAGAUUAUAAAGAUACGCCCAUCUUUCUGUGUGGUGCCAUGCCAACGCAACCUAAAAGCAAAGGCACUGUCCGAUUGCAGUCUACCGAUCCGUAUGCUCAACCACUGAUUGAUCCCAACUAUCUGGCGGAUCCAAUGGAUGUUCAAGCGAUUGUGAAUGGUCUGAAAACUUGUCAACAAAUACUUCUAACCGAGCCUUUAAGAAAAAUUGGCGCCAAAGCUUUCGAUAAGCCCAAUCCUGGUUGCGCAAACCUCGUUGAUAAAGGCGACAAAUAUUACGAAUGUAUUGCAAGAGGCGCCAUUCUUCCCAUUUCACAUGCCGUUGGUACCGCCAAGAUGGGAGAUCCUAGCGACCCCACGACGGUUGUGGAUCCCUUGUUGAGGGUGAAAGGUCUGAAAGGACUGAGGAUCGUGGAUGGCUCGACAAUGCCAAUUAUACCAUCGGCAAAUUCCAACAUCCCAGAAAUCAUGCUUGCCGAAAAAGCUUCAGAUCUUAUCAAACAAACAGUGCAAUGUGCACCAAAAAUAAGCAUCGACAUAUUCAAGUUUAACUUCUAGAAGCAAAGCCGGAUCACUCCCUUGAAUUCAAGAUUUAUUUUUGGAUAUGAAUAUGUGCCAUAAAAAUCAUCUUCAAAAAUAUAAUAUGAAAAAACAAGUUCAAAGCCAAAUUUUCAUUUUUCUAAAUAUUGAAUGUUUGUAAAUGAACGAAUGAAAUAUGUUAACGUUCUUUCAUUAAAAUCCUCUGUUAAAUUUAAUAUAAUAAAAUAUUCACAAUUUCUUUUGAAUAGUUAACAAAAAAAGAUGAAAAAGAAGCAGGGAAAAAUUUGAUGGAAUGAAAUUAUACUUUGAGCAUUCUUAAAUGUUUGAAAAAUCUUUAUUGAAUGAAGAAUAACUUUAUUCAAAUUAAUCAAUAAUUAAAAUAGUUACAUUAUUUUACUAAGUAUAGAUUAUCAUGAUUUUAAAAGGCAUUGUUCUUAUAAUUUUGUUAUGUUAUAUUUAAAAAAAAAAUUUCUUAAUUUUUAAGACAUAAAUUAUUUAUUAUAAUAAUAAACCUAAAUAUUCUUCCUUUUUAUAAAUGAUGACGAAAAAGCUAAUUGCUAACAUCAUGAUUUCAAAUUAAUCAUCACUUAAAAUCAAAUCAAAUAAUCAUUUCAGGGCAACCCAAUUUAUUUCAGGUAUUAAUUUUAAAUCGUUAAUAUUUAUCCAAAAUUGUACAAAAAAAAACCCUUCCUAGAUUAGACCUGUUGCCAAGAAAUUGCUUUAUUUAUUAAUGUAAUCACAUUACCACCUACUAUUAACAUUCUUGAGUCGCAAUAAAGUAUUUUUAGUGUUUUUGUCA
Argiope bruennichi is the source of this 2789-nucleotide messenger RNA. Its product is annotated as glucose dehydrogenase [FAD, quinone]-like. The transcript is spliced from 12 exons. Gene Ontology annotation, molecular function: oxidoreductase activity, acting on CH-OH group of donors; flavin adenine dinucleotide binding. Bases 158 to 2008 code for a protein of 616 amino acids. Lineage: Eukaryota; Metazoa; Arthropoda; Arachnida; Araneae; Araneidae. The record is from RefSeq and is a predicted model, not a curated record.